Molecule: messenger RNA, 4245 nt
Organism: Microplitis mediator
Lineage: Eukaryota; Metazoa; Arthropoda; Insecta; Hymenoptera; Braconidae
Gene: Sf3b3
Product: splicing factor 3B subunit 3
Exons: 8
Coding region: 242-3901 (1219 amino acids)
Biological process (GO): mRNA splicing, via spliceosome
Cellular component (GO): U2 snRNP; nucleus
Molecular function (GO): protein binding; U2 snRNA binding
Source: RefSeq, a predicted model, not a curated record
GAAGACAAACGUAUAGGAAGCAGCUAUUUCGCUCUAAAAUUUCGUUCAUUUUGUGAAUAAUCGUUGCCGGUUCAAGACAUUUUAAUUAUUGCAACCCAACGAGUUUAUUUUCUGGACGAGUAAUCUAGCGGCAUCGCUGAUUGUUUUACAUCAAUCGUCAUUUUAAUGAAGGCCGCCAUGUUGGUUUGAAGCAAAAGUGCAUGGCUGUUAGCGCAUUCACAAGAUCUACAAAUAAGUCAAGAUGUAUUUGUACAACUUGACUCUGCAGAGAGCCACCGGCAUCACCCAUGCGGUCCACGGAAAUUUUUCCGGCACCAAGCUCCAGGAGAUUCUCGUCUCGCGAGGGAAAUCCCUGGAGCUUCUGAGGCCGGAUCCAAACACCGGGAAAGUCCACACGCUCCUGGCUGUUGAAGUUUUCGGUAUAAUAAGAUCUCUUAUGGCCUUCAGGCUCACUGGAGGUACCAAAGACUACAUUGUCGUUGGUUCAGACUCUGGGAGAAUUGUUAUUCUUGAGUAUUUGCCGGCUAAAAAUGUAUUUGAGAAGGUUCAUCAAGAGACUUUUGGUAAAAGUGGGUGUAGAAGAAUUGUACCUGGUCAAUAUUUGGCUAUUGACCCUAAAGGACGUGCUGUUAUGAUUGGUGCAAUUGAAAAGCAGAAGCUUGUGUAUAUUUUAAACAGAGAUCCAGAAGCCCGUCUGACGAUAUCAUCGCCCCUGGAGGCUCACAAAAGUAAUACUUUAGUUUAUCACACUGUCGGUGUGGACGUCGGGUUUGAAAACCCGAUGUUCGCAUGUCUCGAGAUUGAUUACGAGGAAGCAGACAGCGAUCCCAGUGGUGAAGCCGCGGUUAAAACGCAACAAACUCUGACGCUGUAUGAGCUCGAUCUUGGUCUAAAUCACGUCGUGCGGAAGUACAGUGAGCCGCUAGAAGAGCACGCGAACUUCCUUAUAUCUGUGCCUGGAGGAAAUGACGGUCCCAGUGGAGUUCUCAUUUGCUCGGAGAAUUAUUUAACGUACAAAAAUCUUGGCGACCAGCAUGACAUUCGUUGCCCGAUCCCGAGACGGCGAAACGACUUGGAUGAUCCUGAGCGGGGAAUGAUAUUCGUCUGUUCAGCCACUCAUAAAACCAAGAACAUGUUCUUCUUCCUGGCACAAACGGAACAAGGAGAUAUAUUUAAAAUUACACUUGAGACUGAUGAGGACAUGGUCACCGAAAUAAAACUCAAAUAUUUCGAUACCGUUCCUGUUGCGACGAGUAUGUGUGUACUGAAGACUGGAUUUCUGUUUGUCGCUUCGGAGUUUGGUAAUCACUAUUUAUACCAAAUCGCACAUCUUGGUGAUGACGAUGACGAGCCAGAGUUCAGCUCUGCCAUGCCCCUUGAAGAAGGAGACACGUUCUUCUUUGCACCCCGGCCACUUCGGAACUUAGUCUUGGUCGAUGAGAUGGACAGUCUGUCCCCAAUCAUGGCCUGCCAGGUCGCGGAUUUGGCAAACGAGGAUACGCCGCAACUGUACAUCGCCUGCGGCAGAGGUCCAAGAUCGACUCUAAGAGUUCUGCGUCACGGUCUCGAGGUUUCGGAAAUGGCUGUCAGUGAGCUUCCGGGUAAUCCGAAUGCGGUCUGGACAGUAAAAAGAAGAAUCGACGAAGAAUAUGAUGCGUACAUCAUUGUGUCAUUCGUCAAUGCAACUCUUGUCCUUAGUAUUGGAGAGACUGUUGAAGAAGUUACUGAUUCGGGUUUCCUCGGUACAACUCCAACCCUCAGUUGUUCUGCCUUAGGGGAGGAUGCACUUGUACAGGUAUAUCCCGAUGGAAUUCGUCACAUACGUGCCGAUAAACGUGUCAAUGAGUGGAAAGCUCCGGGUAAAAAGACUAUUGUUAAAUGCGCAGUAAACCAACGGCAAGUCGUCAUUGCACUUACUGGAGGGGAAUUGGUCUACUUUGAGAUGGAUCCGACGGGACAAUUGAACGAGUACACGGAGAGAAAAAAAAUGCCGUCAGAAGUGAUGUGCAUGGCUCUCGGAAAUGUCGCAGCUGGUGAACAAAGAUCCUGGUUUCUAGCUGUUGGCUUACAAGACAAUACCGUGAGGAUAAUUUCCUUGGAUCCAUCUGAUUGUUUAGCGCCAAGGAGUAUGCAAGCUCUUCCUGCAGCAGCCGAAAGUCUUUGUAUUGUGGAAAUGGGCGUGUCAAAGGACGUUGACAAUUCAGAUGAUAAUGCCAUUCAGCAUCAGACCAGUUUGUACCUCAAUAUUGGUUUACAAAAUGGAGUACUACUUAGAACAGUUCUAGAUCCAAUUUCCGGUGAUCUUGCGGACACCCGUACCAGAUACUUGGGAUCUCGACCAGUUAAACUCUUCAGAAUUCGUAUGCAAGGAAGUCAAGCUGUUCUCGCAAUGAGCAGCAGAUCAUGGCUGAGUUACUACUACCAAAAUCGUUUCCAUUUAACUCCACUAUCUUACGAAAGCUUGGAAUUCGCAUCAGGUUUUAGUUCCGAACAAUGUCCUGAGGGUAUUGUUGCCAUAUCAACCAACACCUUGAGAAUUUUAGCGCUUGAGAAAUUAGGCGCCGUAUUUAAUCAAGUAAGCUUUCCACUUGAAUACACACCAAGAAAGUUCGCGAUACAUACAGACUCGGCGAAUCUUAUAAUUAUUGAGACUGAACACAAUGCGUAUACUGAAGAAACUAAACAACAGAGAAGGCUACAAAUGGCUGAGGAGAUGCAGGAAGCUGCUGGCGCUGAAGAAGCAACAGUGGCACGUGAGCUUGCUGAAGCAUUCUUGUCUGAGGAGCCUAAUGAAGCUGUCUUCGGUGCUCCGAGAGCUGGCCCGGGGCUCUGGGCUUCUCUCAUUAAAAUAAUGGUCCCGACGACGGGUCAGGUUUUCCAAACUCACCGACUUGAACAGAAUUACGCUGCUCUCUGUUUGGCGCUCGUUAAAUUUUCAAAUCAGGGAGAUCAGCUUUUCCUCAUCGUCGGCGUCGCCAAAGACUACCAGCUUAAUCCGCGAGUUAGCAGCGGGGGAUUCUUAUACACUUACAAAGUAAAUGCUGAUGGCACAAGUAUCGAAUUGCUUCAUAAAUCAUCAGUAGAUGAAAUUCCACUGGCAAUAUGUUCAUACCAGGGGCGUGUUCUGGUUGGUGUUGGAAAAAUGUUGAGAUUGUAUGACAUGGGAAAGAAAAAAUUACUGAGAAAGUGUGAAAACAAACACAUUCCAAAUGCGAUAGUAUCGAUUAAUGCCGUAGGACAACGUAUUUAUGUAAGCGAUGUGCAGGAGUCAGUUUAUGCUGUGAGAUAUAAACGUCAAGAGAAUCAGUUAAUCGUGUUUGCUGAUGACACACAUCCACGGUGGAUUACUACAACAUGCGUAUUGGACUAUGACACUGUUGCGACAGCUGAUAAAUUUGGGAAUAUCGCGGUUGUAAGGCUUGCCAGUGGCAUCAAUGACGACGUUGAUGAAGAUCCAACUGGAAACAAAGCUCUGUGGGACAGAGGUUUGCUAAACGGAGCGAGUCAAAAGGCUGACACUGUCGCCUCUUUCCACGUCGGCGAAACGGUAAUGUCACUACAAAAAGCUACACUAAUUCCUGGAGGAUCCGAGAGUUUAGUUUACACGACUCUGAGUGGUACCGUCGGUGUGCUCGUGCCAUUCACCAGCCACGAAGACCACGACUUUUUCCAACAUCUUGAAAUGCAUAUGAGAUCAGAACACCCGCCGCUUUGCGGUCGUGACCACUUGUCCUUUAGAUCUUAUUAUUACCCGGUUAAAAAUGUCAUCGACGGUGACCUCUGCGAGCAAUUCAAUUCAAUAGAGUCUACAAAGCAAAAAAGUAUUGCCGGUGAUUUAGAGAGAACUGCGUCUGAAGUAUCGAAAAAGUUGGAGGACAUUCGUACACGUUACGCAUUUUAAUUUUUUAAAAAUUAUUAUCAUUAUUUUCAUCUGGCAAUUCACGUUUAUUUAACGUCUUUACAUUUGUACUCUACGGAAAUUUAAUUAUCUACCUGAAAGGUAGAUACUAAAUUAAAAGAACAAUAUUUAAAAACGUACCUAAGAAAAUAUGACUCGUCGUAUUUUAUUUUUUGUAAAUAUAUAUAUCUAAAUUAAAUCACUUAAUUUCAUAGUUUUAUCUUCACUCGAUUCAUUUACUCGGCAAUUAAUUUAGGAUAGUAUGUAACUUGUAUAAAAUAAUUUUCAUAGCUUUCAAAUAUUUAUUAUGAUGAUGACUUGUAACGAGUGAAUAAAAACAAAAAAAA